Molecule: messenger RNA, 1751 nt
Organism: Toxorhynchites rutilus septentrionalis
Lineage: Eukaryota; Metazoa; Arthropoda; Insecta; Diptera; Culicidae
Product: MAPK regulated corepressor interacting protein 2
Exons: 5
Coding region: 304-810 (168 amino acids)
Source: RefSeq, a predicted model, not a curated record
UGAAAUAUGAUAUUGACAUAUUCUUAUUGGAGCUAUUCUACGUACUUUGGUUCAUGACUGUGUGUCUAGUGAGAGAGCGAUGUUCAUUCCCAUGCUGUUGACCCGCUCACAUUUCUCUCUGAGAGACUCUGUCGUCAUUCAAAAUCAUGCACGGCUCAAUCGGACGGAUCGGGCAGAACAGCAGUCGCGUUCUUGCAUUAGUUGAUUAAAUAAUAGUGCUGUUGUUUCUUAUAAAUGAGGCUUAUCACCUUCGGUAUUGAAGAAAAAUAGUAGUACUGAAUUAUCCGGUGCCGAGUGCUUAUAAUGUAUACUGUUUCGAAGGGUCCUAGUAAACUUGUGGCGAAAACAAGAAGAGGUAUUCCUCAGAACUAUGAGAAAUUCGAGCUGAUGCGUGAUUUGGGCAAGAAGAACGGAGACUGUGAUAUUGCCAGUGAAUUAAGUUUUCCCCGGCCGGUAUUCCAGGCAGCGAAGAAAUCAUCCUCGCACCACUUGCGGACACAACAUCAAUCACAACCAGAACGUCUUAGUCCACAACACGAAGAGCUGAUCAAAUACAUCAAUGAUUCGUGGAACAUGGUGGCUGCAUCCAACCCCUACGAUAUUCCGGGUUCGCCAGACAGUUCAAUCUCCAUUACCUCACUCUCCUCGUCCUGCAGCACCAGCUCUGCGUCCUCCACCUGCUCAGACAGUAGUACGACAACGGUGUACUACAAUGAACCACCCAGUGCGGUACUGAUAGACUUCAAACCCUUCGAUCUGGAGUCCUGGUGGGGGAGAAGAAUAUUCAACAAUAUUACCAAAAACCUGUGAAAGUCUGAAUCAAUCCGUAGAACAACUGAAUAACAAAAAGCACACAAAUCCGCAUAAAAGAAAAAACAAGAAAUUGCAAAUACUUACCAAGCUAUCACAAAUUAAUCAGCUUAUAUUAUACACACUUCAAAAACAAUGCUAACAAACUAUUCGAGGAAGCGAAAUUGUAAAAAAUAUAGUAGUAAUUCAUUUCGAAUGUUGGUUGGAGGGCAAGAAGGGGAGACAACCGGUGCGUUAACAUUUCGAUUUAGGUAUGCUGCAGCACAGCUAGACGACAAUAGACAUGGGCGCACGUGUGUGUUUUUCUGUGAUGAGACUUAGAGCAUUUAGAAGCGUAUCGAAUGUACUUGAGAAGUCGUGUUUGGUUGAGAAUUGAUGUUUUGCAAUAAGUUCAGAUAAAAUUGUUCAUUAUGUAUCCCGUUCCUAUGUUCCUAAGAUGUUUGGGCAGCGUGCAUGUGAUUCGCAAAAUUAACAUGAAGUUUUAGCAUAUGUAGUUUCCAAUUUUUUCAUUACCGGGAUACCUACUGAAAGAACCUUUCUAAUUUUGUCCGAUCAUCCUAUAGAAUCGUUCUCCCAUGUUUUGGUCUAUUGUUACUCAAAUUUGGUGUGAGGAGAAUGAGCGCAGUCCUGGAACAUCUAUAUGUUCGUGCUAGAGGCGAAUGAACUGAAAAGUUUAAACCCUCUUAAAGCCAAAAAGAAGAAGAAGAAUAUGUUCGUGAAGCUUCAGCAAAAGCAUGAUGUGCAAUUAUGUAGAAAGGAAAAACACUAAAUUGACUUGACAGUGUGCUGGCAAGUAUUGUGAAUGGUGGUGACUAUUACUAUUGAUUGUGGAAAGUCAUUAUACUGAGAUAGUUUUAAAUAUUAGAUAUGUUAUGGAACUGAGAUAAGAAACUAAAAAGUGCUAGUAGGAAAAAAAGUUUGAUAUAAAAAUGUUGAAACAA